Molecule: messenger RNA, 3896 nt
Organism: Amblyraja radiata (thorny skate)
Lineage: Eukaryota; Metazoa; Chordata; Chondrichthyes; Rajiformes; Rajidae
Gene: musk
Product: muscle, skeletal, receptor tyrosine kinase
Exons: 19
Coding region: 134-3037 (967 amino acids)
Biological process (GO): protein phosphorylation; positive regulation of kinase activity; multicellular organism development
Cellular component (GO): signaling receptor complex; plasma membrane
Molecular function (GO): transmembrane receptor protein tyrosine kinase activity; ATP binding; Wnt-protein binding
Source: RefSeq, a predicted model, not a curated record
UCAGCCUGGGCCUCUUUACGCCACUGCCAGUGAGUCCUGGAGAUAAUUCUAUAAACUCUGAUUUGAACACAGGAUACAAGGGGACACCGGCCUGUUUGGCAGAAAAAGAAAUCGUUGCUGAUCGGCGCUCACCAUGAACUUUCUCCCAAUCAACAUUCCACUCCUGAUGAUCUUCCUCAUGACAACCGGGAGCUCGGCUGACAGGAUCCUUCCCAAAGCUCCACAGAUCACCAGUCCCCUGGAGACAGUAGAUGCUUUGGUUGAGGAAGAAGCCUCUUUCCUGUGUGCAGUGGAUUCAAACCCAACGGCAGAGAUAACUUGGACCCGCAAUAACAUUCCCAUAAGACUCUUUGACACCCGCUACAGUAUAAAAGAAAAUGGCCAGAUAUUAAUCAUCCUCAGUGUUGAAGACACAGACAAUGGAGUUUACUGCUGCACUGCUAACAAUGGCGUGGGGAGCUCGGCUCAAAGCUGUGGAGCCCUGCAGGUGAAAAUGAAGCCUAAAAUCAUUCGGCCACCCACUGAUGUCAGAGCACUGCUGGGGUCGAAAGUCGUGUUACCUUGCAGUACGAUGGGGAACCCAAAACCAGCCAUCUCAUGGAUCAGAGAUGAAACUGCAUUGAAAAAGGACCAACCUCGCACUUCUGUCCUUGAAUCUGGCAACUUAAGAAUUCGCAGUGUUCAACUGGAAGAUGCCGGGAAGUAUCGGUGUCUGGCGAGAAACAGCCUGGGCUUCGAGUAUUCCAGACCUGUGACUCUGGAGGUGCAAGAUUUUAAUAUGACAAAUGCAACUGAAAGAGAAGGAAAUGAAACUCUGCAGGACCUCAAAGUCCCUGCCAGAAUUGUGAAGGCGCCCACAUCACAAAAUGUCAGCUUUGGUUCUGAAGUGACUCUGCAGUGCAAAGCCGCCGGGUUUCCGAUUCCCACCAUCAAGUGGCUGGAGAAUGGGAGAGCACUCCCCAAGGGGUCAAUACAGAAUCGAAUCAUGGGGGAGGUGAUGGAGUCUCGUCUGCGUGUCUAUAUUACCAGGCCUUCGUUGUUCACCUGCUUAACGAAUAACAAACACAAUGAAGGAAGUACCACAGCAAAGGCCACUGCCACACUGGAUAUUGCAGAAUGGAGAUUGUACAAAGGUGAUAUGGGCUAUUGCAGUACAUAUCGUGGAGAAAUAUGCCAAGGACUCUUGGGGAAGGGCAAGCUGGUUUUCUUCAACUCCUCUUACGCCGAUGCAGAGGGGACCCAAGAGAUGAUGGCCAGGAGCACGUGGACGGAGUUGGAUGGCGUGAGCUUGCUGUGCAAACCAGCUGCAGAGUCAUUACUCUGCCACUCCAUUUACCAGGACUGUAAUCCAUCAGGGUUGGGUCCAACUCCCAAGCCCGUGUGCCGUGAGCACUGCCUGGCAGUGAAGGAGCUUUAUUGUUACAAAGAAUGGCUCUCCAUGGAGGACAAUUCACGCAAACGAGCUUAUUCUGCGGGUUUGAAUCUACCAGACUGCCAAAGGCUUCCCAGUAUACACCAUGACCCAGACGCCUGCACCAGAGUCUCCUUCCUUGAAAUGAAGAAAGGACUUAUUACUAGAAAGUGUUACAGCGACAAUGGGAGGUAUUACCAGGGUUUGGUGAAUACCACAACAUCGGGCAUUCUCUGCCAGAAGUGGAGUGAGCAGAUUCCCCAUUUCCAUAGGCGUCUGCCAGAGGUAUUUCCUGAGCUAGCCAAUUCGGACAACUUCUGCCGUAACCCAGGAGGUGAGAGUGAAAGUCCUUGGUGCUACACCACCAAUCGUGACAUCCGAUGGGAAUUUUGCAAUGUGCCCCUAUGUAUCAAUGUUACCUCGAAUGUAGGAGUGAAACCUAAAACAGAAACUGCAAGCAAUCCCAGCGCUUCUGCCACCUACUCAAUGACCAUCAUCAUUUCCAUAAUCUCAAGCUUUGCCGCCUCUGUGCUGUUGAUAAUUAUAAUUCUCACGUGCCAUCGUCGCCAGAAGGAAUGGCAGACCAGAAAGAGUUACAGAGGAACCGAGACCCCCACUCUGGCAGCCCCCCCUUCAGAGCUGCUCCUUGACAGACUUCACCCCAAUCCAAUGUACCAGCGCCUGCCUCUUCUUCUCAAUGUCAAGCUACUCAGCCUCGAAUAUCCAAGGAAUAACAUUGAAUAUGUGCGGGAUAUCGGAGAGGGAGCCUUUGGAAGAGUGUUCCAGGCGAGAGCCCCUCAUCUGCUGCAGCAGGAGACCUCAACCAUGGUGGCCGUGAAGAUGCUGAAAGAAGAAGCUUCGCCUGAUAUGCAAGCAGACUUCCAGAGAGAAGCAGCCCUCAUGGCGGAGUUCGACCAUUCAAAUAUCGUCAAGCUUUUAGGAGUGUGCGCCGUUGGGAAGCCCAUGUGCCUGCUCUUCGAGUACAUGGCACACGGGGACCUGAACGAGUACCUGCGUAAACGCUCGUCCAUCACCGCCCGCACCUUCAGGAGUGGCACCAGCUUCGCAGAGUGGAGUGCGGGCUCGGCAGCCGACCCUCCGCCCCUCAGCUGCGCCGACCAGCUCAACAUCGCCAAGCAGAUCUCUGCGGGCAUGACCUACCUGUCGGAGCGCAAGUUUGUCCACCGGGACCUGGCCACCCGCAACUGCCUGGUUGGAGAGAACCUGGUGGUGAAGAUCGCUGACUUUGGCCUCUCCAGGAACAUCUACUCUGCGGACUAUUACAAGGCCAACGAGAACGAUGCCAUUCCCAUCAGGUGGAUGCCCCCUGAAUCUAUAUUCUUCAACCGCUACACCACCGAGUCGGACGUGUGGGCUUAUGGCGUGGUCCUUUGGGAGAUCUUCUCGUCAGGCAUGCAGCCUUACUAUGGGAUGGCCCAUGAAGAGGUCAUCUACUAUGUCCGGGAUGGCAACAUCCUGUCCUGCCCCGAGCACUGCCCGCCGGAGCUGUACAACCUGAUGCGCCUGUGCUGGAGCAACAUGCCGUCGGACAGGCCGAGCUUCGCCAGCAUCCACCGCAUCCUGGAGCGAAUGCACCAGAGGGUGGCCGCCGCACUCCCUGUCUGACCCGCCACCCCACUCUCUCCCAGUGGCGGGAGCACUGGCAUUGACCUCUGGGGGUGUUGGCGAGUCCUGCGGCAGGGGGCCUGACCUCGAAUGGCUGGAGCACACCCCAUACCGACCGGACACUCAAAUACUCCCACCUCCGCAACCUGCAUUUCACCUGCUUAGGCCUCGCUCUGUAGCCUGGGACAACCAAGUCCAAGCCGCACAGCACAGGCACCAUCCCUCUCAUUCUUUGUUCAAGCACUUAUAUCUCAAUUAGAGUUGGACAUUCAUUGAAUCAUAUAUAAAUAUAUAUAUAUAUAUAUGAUGUUAUGAGAGUCUUCAGGAAAGAAGGCUGAGAGAAACUGUCUCCAUUGGUAAGAGGUUUGGAAGCGGAAGGACCCUAAUUUAAAAUGUUUGGCAAAAGAAAGGGCAGAAGUAAAAAUCUGGAUUUGUUUUGAGCACCAGGUUGUUCCAACUAACUUGAAUGGGACUUUGCAAAGUGAAUUAAAAACAUAUAGAACAUCACAUGGGUUCUUGGGAAGAGGAAGGCAGUGAGUUAUUUCAAAGAUGUCACAGCCACAGUGGGCUGAAUGGCCUCCCAUGUAGUUAGAUUUUACCAUUCUGUUACCAAAGCUGAGUUAAUCACGGAGUGGAAAUGUCAUUAUUAUCCACAGGUGGGUGUUUAAAUGUUCAGUAUUAUUUUUAUCGCAAAAUUAAUAUCGCAGGAAAAUUAAUUGUAUAAGUAAUUUUCAACUGAAAUAUCUAGUGAAAGCAAGGGUCUUCUUUUCAGAGAAGCAAUUGGCCCAAUUCAUAUCCAACAUCAAACUAUUAAAAUAGUGUUAAUUAUAUGGGUAAACACGUAUGAAAUGUUUAAAAA